Messenger RNA from Salvelinus sp. IW2-2015, 1238 nucleotides. Lineage: Eukaryota; Metazoa; Chordata; Actinopteri; Salmoniformes; Salmonidae. The record is from RefSeq and is a predicted model, not a curated record.
AUGAGUUUAGGAGCAGCAUGCGUCUUCCUGAGGGGAGGGAAGCAUAUUGACAGAGAGCUGGCCGAUGACGAAAUUGAAGAGCUGCGCGAGGCGUUUACUGAGUUCGACAAGGACAAGGACGGGCUGAUCAGCUGCAAGGACCUGGGCAACCUGAUGAGGACAAUGGGCUACAUGCCCACUGAGAUGGAGCUGAUCGAGCUGAGCCAGAACAUCAAYAUGAACCUUGGUGGGAGAGUAGACUUUGAGGACUUUGUUGAGCUGAUGGCCCCAAAGCUGCUGGCUGAGACUGCUGGGAUGAUCGGCGUGAAAGAACUGAAGGAYGCUUUCAAAGAGUUUGACGCGGACGGAGAUGGAGAGAUCACAACAGAGGAGUUACGAAACGCCAUGACCAAGCUGAUGGGGGAGCACAUGUCUCGAAGRGAGAUUGACGCUGUGGUACGAGAGGCUGACAACAACGGUGACGGGACAGUAGACUUUGAAGAGUUUGUUAGAAUGAUGUCACGCCAGUGAGGAGUACUUCUUGGAAAAAUAAUUAUUUCUCUCACACACACACGUUUGUAUUACUAUCCUUGUGGGGAUCAAACAAUUGAUUCCCAUUAAAAUCCUAUUUUCCCUAACCUCUAACCCUAAGCCUAAAAUAUCCUUGUUCCUUUUUGGGACAUGCGAAAUGUCCCCACACACACACACACACACACACACACACACACACACACACACACACACACACACACACACACACACACAAUUGAUACACAGCCACACAUUAACAGAAGGAGAGAAUGUCUAUGCAAUCUUCAGGAUGCUUUUAUGCAAUUUGAAAAAUGAUAUUAAUACAAUUAUUUUAUUAACACACACAUAAUACAAUAAAAAUAUAUAAUACAAUAAUUAAUAACAUGACCACAAAAUAUACGUUUUUUUUUCUCAAGCACAUACAUUGUUUUAUGUAAUUUGUAUAUAUAUGGGAAAUUAUGCAAUGCUAUUUGUCUAGCUUGUGUUUUGUUUUGUUUUUGAAGGUAUUCUACAAUAAAUUAUUCUGAAAAAAAUACUUUGGUUAUGUUAACCCUAUGUGAAAUGAGCAUUAACACACCAUUCUGAAUCCAAUUUCGRUUGAACAAUCACCCGUUAUCAAUGUCCAUGCAUAUGAUAUUUGGCAGACAUGAUCAAACAUAUGAUCUUGCAAGUAUCUCUACACUAAUGSGGCAUUCACAUGUUCGUYGGAUGAUUGAAACUUCCCAAUA